GCGGUACUUUGUAAAUCUAGGGACUUUAUUUAAAGUAGUUAAAUCGCUACAUCUAUUGAAAGAAACAAGGAAUUAAAAUUUAAAUUAAUCAAUCAGGUUGACAACCUAAUCCACCCUUCAAAAUUAAAAAGGUAUAAAUUAACAGAAAAUGCGAAUAAAAAAUAAUGCGAAGAGUUGCUACGGCAUCACCAAUUUUAAACAGCUGCUGCUAUUAUUUUCAUUUUGGUGGAACAUUUCUAAGCGGUUAUAUCCUGAGACCAUUACAUUCGGGAUUUGCAAAUUUUUUUAACACAAGCAUGGGAUGGGCUGUACACUCAGAUCCGAAUUCUUUAUAUUAUAGAGCAAUCAUAAACCCGAUUGUGAAGCUUGUAAACUUUUUUGGAAAUGUUUGGAAUAAAAUUACUGGGCGACGCCAACAUCAACCACAAAUAAUUAUUGACGAUGACGAUUAAUAAUUAGAAUUAUAAGGUUAUUUUGUAGUGUAAGUUUUGUGCACGUAAAAUUUGUGGUGAUAAAAUAAAUUUGAUUUUCUUUUUUUUUAAAUUUAAUAUUCUUUACAAUGUUAGUUAUAAAAGUUCUUUCGUAACGAAGAACCGAGAAUUCUAAAAGAAGGAUCGUCUACCAUAAAAAGGAUCAUAAAUCUUUUAUAUUUUAUUAGGAUCCUCCCGACAGAAAGUGGUAUGUAUAUAUUACCGUCAGAUAAAAUUAUUGCUAUUGCUAAAGUAACGUUUUUCUCCAUUACUACGGAAUGAUUUAAAAUAUUUUUGGUAUUUGUAUAAUUAGAUAUUGAAUGAAUUUAAGUAGAACAUAAUUUUAUUUUGAUUCGUUUUUAUAAUAAAUCACCCAAUAUUUUAGUUUAGAACUUAUUUGGAAAUAUUGAAAAAUAUUUGAUAUUAUUGUAGACAUGUGGUGUGUCCCGAAUUCAGCAGCUUUCCUAGUUCGUGUGAACAGCUUGGCAGAGGUUGAAUUUACAUUUAAAUAGGAUCUGAGAUGAUUUACAUACGCUUGACUACCGAAUAUUGCUCUACCUCAAAAAUAUAAAACAUCUUCGGGGCGGAUUUCUUAUCUCGUUUGUUAUCGAAAACUGUAUAAAAUUAUUCAUUUAUUUCAUUUAUGUUAUAACUUAUUCGCAUUCUGAAAGUGCGACCGCGUCACGCAGGUUUAACAGUUGCUGGUAAAAUGUUUACUGUGACAGUUUAUGAGGACAUAAACCGAAUGUGCGAAACAACCAUUCCAUUUUGGGACAGACCUCAGUAAUAAAAUGUCCACCGCCGCCACCGUUAAUCCCCAAGCCAUUAACGUCUGAAAAUAAUAACUUAGGCAUAAUUAAUGUACGCCCUGAAAUUUUAGCGAGGACGAGGAAAUUGUGACGUUGGGUAAACGGUUUUAAAGGACAAGGGAUUUUUUGCUUAUGCGUCAAAACGAAAUGUAAAAUUUCGAAUCCGAUUUUGAGUACACAAACUGAUCGGAAUUCAAAAAGGUUUAAUUUUAACAUCGCUUGUUUUCAAACGUAUUGGUCUAAAACUAGGACUAUCACUAGAAUUCACACACAACCUCACUUAUCACCACAUAAAUUGAUCUUGGAAUAACAACAGCGUCAUUGAAAUAGCUCGACACCUAAAAAAAUUGACUCAUUUCAGUCAGCAAUUUUCAGCACUCCAAUCGAAAUGAAAACACGAAACUGGAAAAUACAAAGCGAAUAUUUGUGUAUUCUCUGCUUACGCUUUAACGGUUGACGUUUGUACGAAAUUAAUUAUUUCAUACCGGAAAUUUAAGCACCGUUUGCACAUAGACUGUUCAUUCUAUCGCAUACGUAAUACAGAACGUUCUCGUGCUUUGUAGGAACUUUGAUCCUUGCGGUUAUGAUCAAAGGUCGUAAACUGUAGCAUUAAAUAGUUUAUGUACAUUUUUGAAUUUCACGUUAUCCAAGCAUAACUUGCUUAAAUUUUAGAAUGUAUUUACGUUUAUAACGCGAUAAAACAAUGUAAAAUGCUCUGCAUAUAUUGCAGGUUUCGCGUUAUAAACUGCGAAACUUUAGUCGUAUAAGUGUACGAGUGCCUCCUAACGGCUCGAUCUUUUACAGGACUUAAACCCGCUAGAAGUCCACCUGGCGCCGACGGGACGCGAAAUGGUACAAGCUCUAAGGGGUUUGCUCCUGCAGGCACAUUGGCAUACAUUCACCCUUCUGGCGGAUUCAACUUCGACGUCAGCCCUGCAGAGACCAGAGCUUUGGGGACCUGUCUCCGAAUCACCCCUCCACCCAACCCUCAUCUCUUUGCCGUCACCGCUAAGAGCCCAGAUAAUCUUCAGAAAGCUAGCGGAUAUGUCGCGGUCAACUAGAGGAGUAAUCGUGCUUUUAGGUGAUCGUUCAACAGCAGGAAGGAUUCUUGAUUACGCUAGGCGCCUUAACAUGAUCGAUGGCCACUUCGUUUGGUUGUGGAUCAACACAUCAAAUAACGCGAAAAAUAGAAACACCACGUUAUUCGAAGACUUAGAAGAUCACGAUAAGGAGUUUGGCUUGGAACAUUCGGAAUCAUCAUCGAGUAGACCAAAACGUGAUAUACGUCGCGAAGCUAUAAGCGAAGAACUUUCCGAUUUGCAUUUCGGGAAUUUAUUGAAAAGAGAACGGUAUUUAUUGUUUAAUAAGGACCAACGAUUGCGUGGUUUCGAUAAUUCGAAGUACAAAGGGAGCAGAAUUUCGCAUGGUAGUGUAAAUGUUGUGGUUGAUGUGAUAAACAGGACAGGAGGGAAAGUGAUGUUGCCUCAAGGACUAUUGAGGCUUAGACCUUUAGCGGUUAAAGUUGAUCGGCAUCUCGUCAAGGGUGCUGCCAAACUUCUUGUCGCCACCUUGAAGAACGUACUAUCAGGUUGCCCAAGUUGGCUGGACGAUGGUUUGAAAUCUUUUCAACUAUCAACUAGUUGUUGGAAAUCUUUGGGUUCCAUUGAACAGAAUUUCUCUACAUAUUUUGCCCGGGAACUAAAGGCGGCCUGUACGGAUGCUCUCGCGGGAAAACGAUAUUCACAAGAUAUUGGCGUUGACAAAGUGGACAAAUCAUUAGUGUCGAAUUUCGAAAUAUUGAACCUAGUUUCUGAACCGUCGCAAAAGGACAUCGACGGCGGAAUCAAUAAGACGCAAGAAAGCACAGAACCGGGUGGUUUAAAAUGGAAAAGAGUUGGAAUUGUAUCCGGAAGAUUGGUUAGAUUGGAUACGAUUGUUUGGCCUGGUGGGGACAUAUCCGUUGCUGCCGUAUCUACUAGAGCUAGAACUGUGUUUAGAAUAGUAACAGCAUUGGCACCUCCUUUCGUAAUGGAGAGCGAAUUAGACGAAGAUGGGCAAUGUUUACGUGGACUCCCUUGUCAUCGAGUACUCACUUCCGAUAAAGAUAACCUUACGUUGGUAUUCAACGAAAUGGAAUACAAACACAGACUAGAAGAGGAGGAAGGGGAGGUGGAUGACUCAGUGAGCCAAGAGUACGAUGAUGAGAGGAUGUAUCCCUUUCAAAAAUUUAAGUAUCGAACGAAUUGCUGUUAUGGUCUUUCGAUGGAUCUUUUAGAAAACGUUGCGCAGGAAUUGGAGUUUGAUUUCCGACUGUAUAUUGUUGCGGAUGGUUAUUUCGGAAGUAGAAUUAUUACAAAAAAACAUAGCAGAAGAGUUAAACGAGAUGUUGGUAAGAAAUUUCUAUCAGGUUUGAAACAAGGAAACGAAGGUAUGAAUUACGCGGAAAGUUAUCAAGAUGAAGAAUUAAACAAUGAGAUUGCAAUUAAGUGGAAUGGAAUCGUCGGUGACCUCGUAUCCGGUGCUGCACACAUGUCUUUUGCGCCACUCAGCGUUUCUAGUAUUCGUAGUGAAGUCAUAGACUUCAGCGUUCCAUAUUUUUAUAGCGGCGUUAGCCUUUUAGCAGCGCCAAGACAAGAAUCGGAAAUACCUCUGAUGGCGUUUUUACUUCCAUUUUCACCAGAAUUAUGGAUCGCCAUUUUUACCUCUUUGAACAUAACCGCUAUUGCUGUUGCCAUCUACGAGUGGUUAUCACCGUUCGGAUUAAAUCCAUGGGGGAGGCAACGUUCGAAAAAUUUCAGCAUGAGUUCGGCUUUAUGGGUCAUGUGGGGAUUGCUUUGUGGACAUUUGGUAGCAUUUAAAGCACCGAAAAGUUGGCCAAACAAAUUUCUCAUUAACGUCUGGGGCGGAUUCUCAGUGAUAUUCGUUGCAAGUUAUACAGCUAAUAUUGCCGCUCUUAUCGCUGGAUUAUUUUUCCAUAAUACAGCAACUAAUUAUCAUGAUGGGUUACUCAGUCAACGAGUGGGUGCACCUAAGGCUUCAGCGGCCGAAUAUUAUAUUCAACGCGCCAACAAAAUGGUUUGGGAGCACAUGUACAAGUAUUCUCUGGAUAGCAUUGAGGAUGGACUGGAUAGGCUACGAAAUGGGAGUUUAGACAUCGUUAUCGCGGAUACUCCAAUCCUUGACUAUUAUCGAGCAACGGAUCAUGGGUGUAAACUCCAGAAAAUUGGGGAUGCAAUUAAUGAGGAUACGUAUGCAAUCGGAAUGGUGAAGGGGUUUCCUUUAAAGGAUAGUAUAUCAGCUGUGUUAGCUAAGUACUCAAGCAACGGUUACAUGGAUAUCCUACAGGAGAAAUGGUACGGUGCCUUACCUUGUUUCAAGUUGGCAACUGAAAUUGCUCAGCCGAGGCCGCUGGGAGUAGCAGCCGUGACGGGUGUAUUUAUCCUGCUAGGAGUAGGCGUGAUCCUCGGCUGCAUAAUCCUGCUUGUCGAGCAUUUAUUUUUUAAGUAUACGCUGCCACUUCUACGCGACAAGCCGAAGGGAUCGAUAUGGAGGAGCAGGAACAUAAUGUUCUUCAGCCAGAAACUGUACAGGUUCAUCAAUUGCGUCGAACUCGUCUCCCCACACCACGCCGCACGGGAGCUUGUACACACGAUUAGACAAGGACAGAUCACCAGCCUGUUUCAGAAGAGCAUCAAAAGGAAGGAACAUGAACAACGUCGCCGAAGAAAGAGCAAGGCUCAGUUCUUCGAGAUGAUCCAAGAGAUACGGAGUACUAUUCGCAGGCAGCAGCAAGAGGAGCGCGAGUUUCCGUUGGAGUCUCUAAAAGAAGUGGAAGGAGAAAAUCAGCUAUCUCCCGAUGAUAAAAAGAUAAAACAUAGUCCCAGUAUAAUUAAAAGAACGUUUAUGCGAACGAGUCCUAAAAUGGACGCUACUACUGCCAAGAGAUCACCAACAACUUAUUUUAACAAGCAGUUAUUUAGCCCACGUUCUAAAAACAAAGCGAAAAGCUCAACGAAUCUUAACGUGAGAAGAUUUAGUUCUGACAGCGUUUUUAACACCCAAACACUAAAAGCUGAUAGGAGUACAGCUGUUGGGAGGAGAUUAAGUAAAGAUGCGACUUCAUUUUUAAGCAGUAGUCCCCCUGAUAUCAAUAGUAGGCGAUCAAGUUAUUUAGACAUCAUAAGUACGGGUGGAAAAUUAUCGGGGAAAAGCCCAGUACUCUCCAUCGAAAACGUUUCCGAUUGUAGCGCGAAAUCAAACGAAACGAUCAGAAAGCUCUCAGACUCCGAAAGCAUCGGGAGAAAAUUGGCAACAUUACCUAAAUAUCGCGAACCAAUCGAUAAGCAGAAAUUACAACCUCAAUAUAGUUUAACAAUAGGAAAAAGUGAUGAAGCUCUUAGUAGAGGUCAAAUUGAAGAACAAGUAGUGGCUAAGAGUUGCCAUAACAUUUCUGAUGUUGGUAAAGAUAACCUUUUACCAUCUCCAAUCGAUCAAAAAAGCAACCUUUCAGACGAUGAAAUCGCAAGAAGAAAUAAACACACGAUUGAGCAACUCCAACAGCAAAUGAUGGCAAGUAAACCGUUGAUUAAACCACGCAGGGACAAUAACUCCAAACAUAUGAACAUGAAUCCUCAAAUUCGCAUCGAAAUUGAAGAUACAUCAAAACCUAGAAAACAUUUAAAAACGCGCCAUCAAAGCCUUGGAGAUAAAACACUUCCAGAACCAAGUAAGAGGUCUAAAACAGUGGAACAUUCAAGAUCAUUGGAUAGUAACCCACAACCACGAAGAGAUAGAUCUAGGUCGAGAUCAAAACAUCAAGAACACGGUCUUCCUCCCGCACCUCCCCCUCCAAAUUGUUCACCACGAAAUUCAAACGGAAGAUCACCACUUGAACGAUUAUCAAAAGAUGAGCUUGUUUCGUUAUGGAAGAGUUCGGAGAUGGAGUUGAGAAGCCAUUUGCUCAAGGCCAUUCGUGAUAAAGAUCAAGAUCCGCCGUGAUUUGUUAAAAUAAUGAUACGAGGAUGAUAAUUUAACGCUUGGCCAGCUCAGGCCUUUGCUUUUUUAAAUGAUUUCGAUUACGAAUCAUUUACGAAAAAUUUCCGAUUCUUUAUUACUAUCCAACAGAUGCUGAAGAAAAAAGACGAGUCGAUCGAUAUUAAAAUUUAUUUUUAUAAGUCGUUUAUUCAAAGUCUUUUAAUACUGACGGACGUCGGAUUUGAAUAAAUGGCCUUAGGAUUUAGAGUGAUACUAAAGAAAUCAACGACCACUAAGUGUUUUAACAAAAAGAUUACUUAUAUAAAAAAGGAAAUUUUAAUGAGAAUAAAAUAUAUUGUAUAAUGAGUAAUGAGUAACUAGGAGCCUUGGUAUGAACUAAAAAUAUAAAGUACCUAUAAUAAAAUUAACUUACUAAGAGGAUUUUUACCUCAGGCCUUCACUCUAGGACUGUUCAUAACGAUAGAUAAUAUAAAUUACUUUGUAGAUAAAAGUCUAAGUUUCUAAGAAACUUCGUGAUAAUACCUACUGUCUUACCUGUAGUGAGAUUAAAUCAAAAUAAUAAAAAAAAAUGUUUUAAUUAAGUAACAUUAUCUACGAAGUUCUUAGAACAAUCCAAACCAGUGUGUUGCAAGAACAUCUGGUAAUGUCACAAACUUUUAUGAAACUCUCUGAACUUAUUAAUAAUUUAAUAAUAAAAAUUAAAUUAAUAAAAUUAAAAGAACUAUAUUAAAAAGUCCAAAUAAAUAGUAUAAUUCAUGUUUCACUAUUAAACUAUUACUGUUAAUAAAAAGAAAAAUUUUAACAACUGGAUAUGAAUAAAUUAAAAAAAAGUUUUAAAUAAUAUCUACUGCCAAUUAUUAUUAGUAUAUACUAUGUAGUAGAUUGGUGAUAUCAAGGUCUUAUGCAAAUUAAAAAGGAAAAGAACACAAAAAAAAAUAACCUGACAAGUACGGCCGAGAUAGAUUUACAAAAAUAACACACUAGGUGAGUAAAAUUGUUGUUAAAUAUCGUGGCGUUUUAUUACGAUUUAUGUAAGAAACGAUAAUAAUAUUACGCCUAUUGAGUAUUGUAGUUUUAAUGAGUCAAUUUUAACUAGUUUCCCUCAAUCUACAAGAUAUCCAAAAAAACUCCCACAUCGUAAAUUAUAUCCAAUUGUUGAUCCUUUUAAAGUCUAUUCCGAUUGAAAUUAAUCGAAAAAAUCGACAACCGUACUUGUGAUUUUCACGAAGAUACUCCAUUCGAAAAUUUAAUAGCGUUUUAUCGUAGUUAAAAACUCGAAGACACCAAAUAAGUAAGUUUGUGGCGAAACGUUUCGAUCUUCAGUAAAUUACUUUCAAUAAAAUGAAAUACAAAGGAGUUCUAAGCAAAUUAUAUUUAUUGUAUAUAAUGUAAAUAUCAGGUUUUAGUAAAAUGAGUCUAGAUUACAUUUGUAAAGUAUAGAUAACACUUUAUUGUUGAAAAUAUACAAUGUGCAAGAUUAA
Molecule: messenger RNA, 7755 nt
Organism: Onthophagus taurus
Lineage: Eukaryota; Metazoa; Arthropoda; Insecta; Coleoptera; Scarabaeidae
Source: RefSeq, a predicted model, not a curated record